AUGCAAAACGCGGCAGGCCCCCCCCGCCCCCCUGGGCCUGCGGCUCCAGCCGGUCCCAGGCCGGAAUCCUACUCCACCCCCCCGACUGGGGCUUCUGGCCCUGUUCCCGCCGCCCCUGCCACGGCGCAGCAGUCCACAUCGCCGUCCCUCCCAAAAGACCCGACUUCCGCCGCCCUAACCGCCGCCGCCUUUCGCCUGGCCAUCAAUGCCUCGGUGACGGUCUUCUUCGAGUCGCGAUCGCUGGGCAUCCUGCCGCCGAGCAUCCUGCAAAAUCUGAUCCCUCGGGUUGUCGCGCGGAUUCUCAAAUGCGAGCUGAUCCACAGCAUGCGCGUGGUGAUCAUCUCCUCGGCGGCGGUCGCCGCCUCGAUGGUGGGGAUGGACCUGCUGAUGGGCCCGCGCAACCAGGCCUUUCGCUUGACCUCCAUCACAGCGGCGGUCGUCCUGACCACCGACUGCAUGUGCGACUUUCUGGCCGUCUCCCCCGAGCACAGGGCCACGGUCCUUGGCUUGGCAUCGCAGCUCGCCACCAGCUUCUACCACCAGGCAACUCUCAGCUUCAUGUCUGUGGCAUGCAGCAAUCCAUACAGAGUUCUGCAGGCUCUGAUGGCGGCCGCUGGCCUUGCCGUGUCUUCGAGCCUUUGCCACGGCAUUGAGGGGGAAUUUUUGACACUCCGUCAUUUCGUGCUCCUCACCACGGCCGCCGCCUCUUCCAUACUUGUCAACUAUCAUCGAAAGAUCACGCAUGUGUCGCCGGCGCUGGGUCCCUGUGUCCCUUCCUCGAUCUCCGGGCCUUCCUCCGCCACGCCCAACGCCUCGACCAUGGCGCCCAAUGCACACUCCUCGACACACUCGGGUGGCACCAGCGAUGCCGCAUCGCAGCCGGCCUGGCCCCGCAGCACCAGCAGCCCCGAUGGCGCCAGCGCCAGCACGUCCUGCAGCGCCGGCAGCGCCAGCGGCGCCGAUGAACCAGGCAGCCCCAGCGGCGCCGAUGAACCAGGCAGCCCCAGCGGCACCAGCAUCCUCCGCGGCACCAGCAUCCUCCGCGGCACCAGCAUCCUCCGCGGCACCAACAUCCUCUGCGGCAACCACGGCCCCAGCAAGUGCCACGGCCCCAGCAAUGUCAGCCGCGCCCCCGGCACCGGCUCCCCCCAUUGCGCCUGUUACCCAAAGCCCAUCGACCACACCAGUCACGUCGGUCGCAUCGGGUUCGUCGGUAUCAUCUCCCGCGAGGAAGCCAGUGCCCACGCCGGCGGGCUCCAACCCACCCCCGGCCGUACGGUCGUCGUCUGUGGCAUCCUCCGACCCGGCAACCGUUGCCGACUCCAUGCCCUUCAUCUCCCGGGCCCCUGCCUCCGGGGCCACAUUGUCAGCGGUGGCUUCGAACCCAAAUCCCCCCUCGAAGCCCGGUGGGUUGCCAUUCGUGACCCCAGCUUCUGCCUCGACAUCGGCCGAUGCUCGUCCUUCUUCACCUUUCAUCUCUUCUGUCCCUCCCCGGCAGGCGGGAGUCUCAGCAACGACAGCGGCAGCGGCACCGGCAUCCGUGAUGACACCGGCAUUGUCUGCUGCAUCGGCAUCGACAUCGUCAUCGGCUGCUGCAUCGGCAUCGACAUCGUCAUCGGCUGCGGGAUCAUCAUCGACAUCAUCAUCGUCAUCGUCAUCGGCUGCGGGAUCAUCAUCGUCAUCGUCAUCGGCUGCGGGAUCAUCAUCGUCAUCGUCAUCGGCUGCGGGAUCAUCAUCGUCAUCGUCAUCGGCUGCGGCUACGGCAACGGUCAGGGCGGCGCCCGUCUGCAACGUGGCCGCCUUUGGAGCCCCUACUACCCCAGCAGCUGCCCGUGA
Fonticula alba is the source of this 1836-nucleotide messenger RNA. RefSeq lists its product as hypothetical. The record is from RefSeq and is a predicted model, not a curated record. The transcript is spliced from 3 exons. Bases 1 to 1836 code for a protein of 611 amino acids. NCBI's taxonomy places the organism in Eukaryota, Rotosphaerida, Fonticulaceae.